Acanthopagrus latus (yellowfin seabream) is the source of this 2119-nucleotide messenger RNA. RefSeq lists its product as uncharacterized. Gene Ontology annotation, biological process: DNA replication. Gene Ontology annotation, molecular function: DNA endonuclease activity, producing 5'-phosphomonoesters; RNA helicase activity; nucleotidyltransferase activity. The coding region runs from base 784 to 2058 and encodes 424 amino acids. The transcript is spliced from 2 exons. The record is from RefSeq and is a predicted model, not a curated record. NCBI's taxonomy places the organism in Eukaryota, Metazoa, Chordata, Actinopteri, Spariformes, Sparidae.
UACAACGCAACGCCUAUGUACGACCCAAGCGUACCGUAUAACUACUAGAGUCAGAAUAAAGAGAUUGCAUUGAAUUGUUGUGUGUGUGUGUUCAUUGGUUGGGUUUAGGGCUGGAGGGGGGCCCCACGCGAUAGCGUGGGGGGUUGGGGUUAGAAUAAAGAAGACAUGGUGAGGUGAUCAUAAAAACUUUAUUAAAAAAUUAAAAACAUUGAAGUAAGGUAUUAAAAGAGGGUAAUCUGACAGUUUACAGAGUGAUCAGUUUGUGGAUCCGAUGGAAAAGUUCGGCUGUCUGAAUGAGACGUAGGCCUUCACAAUCAUGUGGUAUCUUAUCUGUCCACUUGAUUUUGGAAAGACAGUUUUAAGCCCCAGGAAGGGCGCAGCAUGAGCCCCGGUGUUCAUCCACCCGGGACGUUUGAUUGAGUUCAGGGUGUAUGUGUCUGUUCCCUGUGAGGACAGGAUUCUUGGGUAGAUUUUAAAUGACUUUCUCCUGCUUGCUCUCCACCAUUUCAGGUUCUGCCUGUUGAUGUCUUUGGAGGUGGGGUCAGUUGAGUCAUCAAAGUCAAUCCAUCCAAAGUUCAACGGCAUUGAGAAUGAUUCUUUUGAGAAACAUGCAUCGAAUGUGGGUAUAAAUGACACCACAAUACAGUUCAUUCUGAAGUAGUCAAACUUUGCCCAGUCUCCUGUGAAGUUGCCCAACGUCCAGGUCCAGGAUUUCAUGUAGUCGUUGGUAGCUGUCACGUUAAAUGCGGUUUCAUAACGUAACACUACGUUGAAUUGUCCUGUAUGACUCCGCCUGUGGACGAAUGUCCUCCGGGGCCUUCUCCUCACGGCAGUGCGACGCCGUCCCGCCAGGGGGCGUCUGCGCACCACCCUCCUUCGUUUCAGAAAUCUGCGAAGAAGAGACAGUAUAAAUGGUCCGAGGUACCUGGGCAGUAUUACCCAGGUACCUCGGCACCCGGCACCAUGCCACCAACCCCAGAAUCCAGCCCUCAGCCUAGGAGUGAGGACUCUACACCUCGUAAAGGCAAAGGCAAGAAGAGAGAUAAUCCUGUGAAGAGAUGGUGUUUUACACUGAACAACUAUACGGAUGAAGAUCUUCAGCAUUUGAAAGAAGUCAUCACAGAAGAAUCUUGUCUUUAUGCUAUUAUUGGCAAGGAAGUUGGUGAAAAUGAGACUCCUCAUCUACAGGGGUUUGUCAAUUUGAAGGUGAAGAAACGUCUGUCUGCCAUGAAAACAUUGAUUUCUCCCCGUGCUCAUUUGGAACGUGCCAUGGGCAGUGGUGCGGAGAAUGAGAAAUAUUGUGGCAAAGAUGGAGAUAUUUACCUGACCAUUGGUGAACCGUCUUAUUCCGGUAAACGAACUGAUUUGGAGAGUGCUGUUUCGAUGCUGAGAGCCAGUAAGGGCGAUAUGCGGGAAGUUGCUGAUGCCUUUCCCUGUACUUAUGUACGGUAUGGGCGGGGUCUGAAUGCUUGGGUCGACGCUGCCCGCCUCCAGAAACCACGUGACUUCAAGACCAACGUGCAGAUCUGGGUGGGACCACCCGGAUGUGGAAAGUCACGUGCUGCUGCUACGCUUUGUCCUGACCCGGAUGAAGUGUUCUACAAGUCUCGUGGUGAAUGGUGGGAUGGCUAUAAUGGACAGUGUAAUGUCAUUAUUGAUGAUUUCUAUGGAUGGGUGAAGCAUGAUGAGAUGUUACGUAUAUGUGACCGCUACCCUCAUCGUGUCCCUGUUAAGGGUGCAUUUGUACAGUUCUUGGCUAAGAAUGUGUAUAUUACAUCCAAUAUCAUGCCUGAUGUAUGGUAUAAGUUUGAGAGUUACAACCCUGCUGCGCUUAUGCGUCGUAUUAAUGUGUUUCAGGUCUGGAACGUCGUCCAGUCCUGUUUCGAAGAGUACAACGCAACGCCUAUGUUCUGCCUGUUGAUGUCUUUGGAGGUGGGGUCAGUUGAGUCAUCAAAGUCAAUCCAUCCAAAGUUCAACGGCAUUGAGAAUGAUUCUUUUGAGAAACAUGCAUCGAAUGUGGGUAUAAAUGACACCACAAUACAGUUCAUUCUGAAGUAGUCAAACUUUGCCCAGUCUCCUGUGAAGUUGCCCAACGUCCAGGUCCAGGAUUUCAUGUAGU